AUGGCACCCUGGAUCCUCGGCGAGAAAUUCAACACCGUUUACCCUCAUCAGGGCUCCAUCAAAGCCCUCUGGGAGACGAAGUGGAAAUUCGCGUGUGAGAAAUCGGUUUACCCAUUCCAUGACGGUGCUAUCGAGGACUUUAGGCCUAUUUUCCAGAAGCUUAUCGAGGAAAACAUCAACGAUGCCUACACCGAUGCCUACACGCAGGCAUUCUUCCCAAUUGCUGAAGCACUGGAGAACAAGGCUUCUGCUGCCUUGAACAACAACAAUGCUGAGAUGGCCUCCGAUCUCCUCCGGAGAGCCGCGGUUGUUUACCGGAUUUCGCGAUUCCCGUAUGUCGAUCCGACCAAAGACGACAUCAAGAAGGAGUCCUUCAACCGCCAAAAGAAGGUUUACCUGAAGUCGGCAUCUUUCUGGAAGCCCACGAUUCAGGAAGUGAUCAUUCCGCACAAGCACAAGUCGGGCGCUGAUGGAGCCCACGUCCCCUUGUUUGUCCGUGUCCCGGAACAUGCGACGGCGGAGAACCCCGUUCCUGUUGUGCUGUUGAUGACUGGGCUGGAUGGUUACCGCCCCGACAACAGCCAGCGUACCCACGAGAUUAUCGACCGUGGGUGGGCUACGGUUGUCUGUGAGAUCCCAGGUACCGCGGACUCCCCGGCGGACCCCAGUGACCCCGAAUCGGCGGAUCGUCUUUGGUCCACCGUGCUCGACUACAUGGCGACUCGUCCUGAGUUCGACAUGUCUCGUGUGGCUGGCUGGGGUCUGAGUGCCGGUGGUUUCUAUGCUAUUCGAGCUGCGCACACCCACCGUGAGCGAUUUGCAGGUCUUAUCGCUCACGGGCCGGGCUGCCAUUACUUCAUGGACCCUGAGUGGUUGAGCAGAGUCGACGACCACGAGUACCCAUUCUUGCUUACUCCCGCCUGGGCCAAGAAGUACGGCUACUCUGAUCCGGAAGAGUUCAAGAAGAACGGUCAAAAGAAGUUCUCCCUUCUCGAGACGGGCAUCCUGGACCAGCCCAGCACCAGACUCUUGCUUCUUAACGGUCGGGAUGACGGUGUGACCCCUAUCGAAGACUGCCUCCUGCUAUUCAACCACGGAAGCCCCAAGGAGGGAAGAUUCUACCACGGCCUCCCUCACAUGGGCUACCCUCACAGCCUGGCACCAUCGUACAAAUGGUUCGAGGACGUGUUGUCCUCUCCUCGUGAGAUGCUCAAGAACUGA
This is a messenger RNA of Aspergillus sclerotioniger CBS 115572, 1221 nucleotides long. RefSeq names its product heptaketide hydrolyase ayg1 (gene ayg1). The record is from RefSeq and is a predicted model, not a curated record. Bases 1 to 1221 code for a protein of 406 amino acids. NCBI's taxonomy places the organism in Eukaryota, Fungi, Ascomycota, Eurotiomycetes, Eurotiales, Aspergillaceae. The transcript is spliced from 6 exons.